UUCAAACAACAUGUCACGCAUUCUACUCCUAUUGGCAUUAUGUUCCGUAUGCUUCCUGGCCGUAGAGGCCCAGGGAGGUGGACGACAACUCUGCGAGCGUCAAAAUCGAAUUUGCCAAUCCAAUGAACGCCGUUUGGGACGUCGCGAUGAUGUCACGGAUGCAUUCAAUGCUCGUUGCCGAAGGGAUAAUUCAAGAUGGCGCAACAUAUCACGUUGUGAACUGGCCAGGGCUUCAUGCCAGUUAACUGCCGUUCGUUGCUCAUUGCUGGCUUGCCGUGAUGUUGCCGAUGCUCUACGCGGUGGACCUGCAACACCCUCUCCACGACCACCAUCUCGACCAACAUCUCGACCAACUCCAGCUCCUACUCCAACAACAGCUGAGUAA
Drosophila willistoni is the source of this 385-nucleotide messenger RNA. RefSeq lists its product as uncharacterized. The transcript is spliced from 3 exons. NCBI's taxonomy places the organism in Eukaryota, Metazoa, Arthropoda, Insecta, Diptera, Drosophilidae. Bases 11 to 385 code for a protein of 124 amino acids. The record is from RefSeq and is a predicted model, not a curated record.